This is a messenger RNA of Hypoxylon fragiforme, 4239 nucleotides long. RefSeq lists its product as uncharacterized. The coding region runs from base 196 to 3852 and encodes 1218 amino acids. Gene Ontology annotation, biological process: metal ion transport; transmembrane transport. The record is from RefSeq and is a predicted model, not a curated record. Gene Ontology annotation, cellular component: membrane. Gene Ontology annotation, molecular function: cobalt ion binding; cobalt ion transmembrane transporter activity; magnesium ion transmembrane transporter activity. NCBI's taxonomy places the organism in Eukaryota, Fungi, Ascomycota, Sordariomycetes, Xylariales, Hypoxylaceae. The transcript is spliced from 11 exons.
CGAUCUUACGCUGCACAAUCCCUGCCGCUUUCUAGAGAUAAAAGCAGGCUGAGAUUUAAAAGAGGAGUACGUUGGCAGUAAUUCUAAUCUUAAUCAAAAUACUAAAUACUUGAAAUAUUACCGCUUGUUCUUAUAUUUGUCGUGACUACUGUAUACCCAAGAUCUAAGAUAUAAUACUACAAAGUACGGUGGAGUAUGGCCGACGAUACACCGGGUCUAUCACGCCGGACCGGCUCGUCCCCUCUUAGAGAUCGGCCACAGCCUGUUCGGAGGCAAUCUCGAAACAGCUCCCCACGACAGUUUGCGGAGAUUGUACGGCACAUCCCCCUUCACGAUCGAGACCGUGUUCACUUUGUAGAUGAGCCCGAAGAGUUUGGUCCAUAUGAUACCGCAACUGGCAAUCCCUAUGACAGUAUCCCACCUCCAGGAAUCCAGCCAGUCCAAGGUCACGUCAGCUCGCAAAAUGUGUAUGCCAAUUACUCGGCGCCAUAUUCACGGGUUCGGGGGCCCACCGAAAAUGUGCCGGUUUACGCCACCCCAUGGUCGGGCCGACAGCUUAGUCGUCGCUCUACGGGAGACUCAUACGUAUCCGAUCGAGGUCAGCCGAUUGCUCUAGCAACAUAUGGGCGUGGAAGAGUCAGGUUUGCCGAGCCGGAAACCCGUCGUGCGGCUUUUGCGGCCUCACCGCCACCUCCUCCCCCACCCAUGCAAAGGGCCACUCGAGACGAAUAUCUUCCAGACUCGGAAGACGUGGAGGUGGAGGAGGAUGACGUUAGGCUUUAUUCUACGCCGCCAGCUUCGUAUCGCAGCCGGUCCCGCUCGAGGUCACGGGCCAACCGUCUAUAUGAAAGCUCCUACGUUGAUGAGGUAGAUGAGGACGAGGACGAUGAAGAAUUCGAUGAGCUCUUGGGUGGUAAAGUGUUCCAGUUUGUCCCUUCCCGAGCUUCGAGGGCACUUUCGAAGAGCGGCCAGAGCAUUGACACCGAGCUUUCGUUUGAGAAGUCUGAAGAUGGGACGCUCAGCUCGAAAGACGAGCCAAAUAUCCCUCACCCCCCUGGCAACAUUCUCCACGUUUACCAAUCGCAAUAUACUGGGGAUGCAAUGCCGGAUGGAUCGCAUACCGCAAAGUUGACAGUGAUCCAUGAUCAAAAGAAGCAACGGCAGCCCCUUUUCAGAUGGAUGCAUUUAGAACAACCAGUUAUGAACCUGGAUGAGCUUUCGGCCGAGAUCGCGCGAAUUCCGGCCAUCACUGAUUCGGAACGGAACGGGUUCGCAAAGCUACUCGCAGAGGUAAAAAGAAGCUCUGUUAAGUUCAGGCCAACCUCCAAGGGAAGCAACGUGCGACAUAUAGAUCCGAAGCCGAUCCGCGUGACCAUCGCCCCCGACGGACGAGCCAAAGACCAGACUUCAAGACCGCUGACCUGGCUGUGCGUGCCUUAUUUCUCGCUGGAGAGAUACUCGGGACUUCUUUCAGCUAAGACGGCCUCACACUUUCCAGUUGAGACCUUGCUGCAGUCGGAGUACGCUCGUACCACGCAGGAGCGCGAUAUGCAACAGGCUGUGUGCCAGAAUGGCGAGGUGUCUGAAGGCGAUUGCUUUCAUAUUGCUCAGCUAUGGUGUAUCGUACUGGACAAUUCCUUGCUUAUUACCUGUGGACGAAUGUCAAGCACAUCCUUGAGAGGGGACCUCGUACGUAUAUUUAACGAGCCCUUCAAGCAACCAGCAGGGAAAGCGAAGGCCGUGUAUAUAUCAUACUACGACAAUGUUCUCUGGGCGUUACCAUUGGAGUCUUGCUCAACCUGGUUUGACUUCAUGAUACACUUCCGCGAGUUUUGGCCACAAGCAAUCAAAGUCUAUCAUCAUGGCCAUGUGGUAACGGCGACCGACUGGCCACGUAUCGUAAACACAGUAAAGAAAGUGAACACCAAGGUCGUUCUUGAUCUUCGUCUAUCGUUCCAUCCCCAACCACCAGCAAUUGGCGUAUUGACGCCGCAAGAAGGGGCAGCCAGCGAGGAUGGAGAAGAAGCUUCAGGCGCGGAACAGCCCAGUAGUAGUCAAACUCAAGCAAAAACCCCCAACAAGGCCGACAACAAAUUUCAUGUGUUCUCCUGGCUUGAGAUGGCCGAAUCUGAGGAUGAAAAUGCGGGUUCGAACAGCGAUGGGCUGAUCACUCAUCUACAAGAAGCUGAAGAGUACUUGACGAGCUCGACCACAAUUAGGGACCGAAAAGCAUAUAAUAACUGCAUUUCGUCGUCGCAACGUUCGGUUUACGGAUAUCUAAGGGAAAGGGGAUCGAAACUCGGAGAGACAGACGAAGAAAUCCAGGCGAAGCGAGAUUACGAGAACGGAGUCGACCUCUACAAUGCGGCAGACAUUAUCUUCUGCUUCUUCCUCCCUAAAGGAUUGAACAGGAAUAUGCCGACAGCGGACAAGUUCUGGGGUGCUAUUCGAAGUCUGGUAGAGAUGGAUGGCGACGGCGAAGACCAUCUCGACCGACCGAAGCCUCUGCAGCGACGUGCUGGUGGGCGGAAUAAUGUACAUGGCCUGAGAUCUAGUCUUAGAGGGAUGACAAGGGUAAUACAGUCCUUUCAGGACAUAGUAUCGCAUGCGCCAGCCCCUAUUCGAACCCGAGUUGAGGUACCUGACAGCCUCAUUCGUGCCUGGCUCCACUUAGUCAUGGCUAUCAUUCAAGCCUCACUGGGCGAAUUUUGGACUGAGAACAUGAUGGUCGCGGAGGCUCUGAUACGGAGUGGGAUGAACGAUAUCAUCGACGAGAUUCCCACAGAGGAUCUGGGAUUACUCCCUAGCUCAGUUCUCCAGCCUAUGGAUCUUGUUGCGUUGGUAAGCCUAAAGCUACUUCAAGACUCUACAGGUAAAUAUCCUAGCAUCGAUGAUACGUAUUCAGAUUAUCUCAAAGGACUGGAAAAUGAGAUUACCACAAAUAAUUCCGAUCGUUCUCACCAAUUCCGCAUCACCCUUUUCAAGCAGGAGAUCGCGGCGAUUCGGCGCGUAGUUGCGUCACAGCUCAAGGUCGCAGACGGCAUGGUUGUUCCCCAGAAAGCCAGCUGGGGGGACCAAACUCGCAGAGAAAGGGAAAUGCUGGAGAGGGAGCGCGAGAAGUCAAAGGUCGAGCCUGCGAGGCUCCGAUCGCGAUCCUACGAAAAGCAGGGGAUGGCAUACGUGGACAGGGCGGACGGGCUCGAGGUCCAGAACCAUUACUCCCAUAGGAGCGUUAGCGGCUUGCCUGCGUACCACUUCGCUCCAAUCCGGGCCCCCGAUGCCUUCGCCAAGCUGGCAUCUACCGACCCUGGCGGCUUUCGCGAGCUGCUCGGCCGGGAAUGCAGGUCUUGGCUCGAGCGGAGAGAAAAUGAGCUCUACGAGCUUGACGUAGAAGCGUCAAGGCUGGAGAAUAUGAACGCCAACAAGAUCGAGGUUACCAAGGAUCGGCAAGAAGCUGCCGUUUACGCCUUCACCAUGGUGACCAUCAUAUUUUUGCCACUCAGCACGAUAAGCUCUAUAUUUGGGAUGAAUUCAAGCGACCUACGUGACAUGGAGCAAGGGCAGUGGGCUUAUUGGGCGGCGGCGAUUCCCACUACGAUCGCGGUGAUAAUUAUGGGGUUGUGGUGGAUGGGCGAGCUGCGCAACCUGGUCAACUGGGUGCGCGGACUGCCCUCUAGGGGAAGCAGAGGAGGAAGAGGUUAUGCACGAGUGUCCCAGCCGGCUGCUGCAAACGGCGUCAUAUACUACCCUCAAGCAGCAGACUAUCCGGGGAUGAUGGACCCGCCAGCGAUGAGACCAUACAGCCGAGCUACGUUUGGCCUGCCGGUGCCGCGUCCGUCGUGGCGGCAUUGAUCGAUAUAGCCUACCUACUACCUACCUAGGUACUUGAUAGACUUGUCUAUUACCAUUUUGUCACUCUUUUUCAUCUUCUUUCCCGUUCCGGUUGUGGGUUGUUUUCCCCUCUUGUCACCUGCCUACCUAUCUAGAUCGGAAAAUAAAAUAAAAUAUGUCCAUCCAAACGUACAACGCAGCCACGUCGCGGAUCCCGCCUCACUGUGCCUAGGCAAAGUAUGAAUCGGGCGGGUGGCGUCCUAGAUAAAUAUUCGCAUUGCGUCGCAGAUCCGUACACGACGCACGCAAAGUACGGCACAUAUUUUACCUACAUACACACAUACAUAAGUAAUGCCCACGGCUAAAACAUGUGGUGCAUGCAGGCGACCUUUCCCCUAGGUGCAUGUA